Messenger RNA from Phytophthora sojae, 309 nucleotides. RefSeq lists its product as hypothetical. The coding region runs from base 1 to 309 and encodes 102 amino acids. The transcript has a single exon. The record is from RefSeq and is a predicted model, not a curated record. NCBI's taxonomy places the organism in Eukaryota, Oomycota, Peronosporomycetes, Peronosporales, Peronosporaceae.
AUGAAGAACCUCAUAACUUUCAAUGUGUGGCAUAUGGAAGACCGUGUGCCCGAAGAAGUAAUCUUCAAUGUCGAGUUUUUCAAUGCGGCGUACAUGGCCGCGUGUCUUCGUCUGUCACAACUGUACUUGGAGUCAUGGCGGUUGACAUGGUCGGCACCGUCAUCGAGUUGCGCUGCUUACACCAACGAACUCGACGUAUUUUCGCUCGCUACUGCAGCUCGAGUGAUGUUAGCCAAGAACUUCCAACACAAGUACGAACAUGGGCUCAGCAUACGACUCCACAUGCAAUUCGCGGUGUUAUUCAAGUGA